GUCGGUCAGAGAGGCAUGACCGGAAACGCAAUCUGGCGAGCUGGCACUCGUCAAAAAAACGCGGCUACGUCCUGUUCGUCGGUGUUAGCGAGAAGAAUCCUUGGACAUACGUGGAUUGGUUUUUAUCGAGCGGCAUGCAGACUACCGCAGUGUCGAUAGCCACGCAGGGCAGUGGGCUGUCUCCUUGCGAUCAUGGUGUCCAGGUCAACGCGUAGUCGGUCCACGACCAUCAUUGUCACCAUCGCACUGUCGUGGCUCGUCUCCUGCGCGUGCGGGACUCCGCUGCCGGGGCCGCUGCAGCUGCCACACCUGCAGGUGGUGCCGACGGUGAGCCCGCUGGCCGGCAAGCUGCUGGACAGCGAGGCGGCCGGCGACGAGGGGCAGUGUGCCAGGGACACGACGACCGUGGAGGCGGCGGCCAGCAACCGGACGCUCUGGGCCGUCAGGAUGCUGGACGCCAGCGCGCACGUGCCAUCGGGCGUGUUCCACGGCUCGCGCUACCAGCUGGGCAACUUCGAGGGCUGCAUGUCCGCGGCGGAGACGUCCCCUGUCGGCGCGCGCUACUGCCUCGUCAGCCUCAGCUACAACAAGCACACGGCCCCGGCGCCGGCGACAUCCGCGGCACCGGGACGCACCUCCGCCCGCCGCACGCCCUGGGAGCUCGUCGGGGACCUGUCCCCGCACCAGGACGCCGCCGAGAUCAUGAGCGGCGUCGGCAUGGCUGACGGCGGCCUCCCCCUGGGCGACCUCCGCGCCGCGCUGUGCGUGCCCCGCGCGUGCCGCCCCGCCGUGCUGCAGGCCGCGGGGACUCGCUGGACCGCGUUCGACUGGCGGAGACACCUGCGCGCGCUGGGGAAGGCCGACCCCCCGGUGUCCGGCAUGGACCUCGCGCCGGUGUCGGGCAUGCGCUUCCUCACCGCCCUGUACCUGGUGACGGUGCACCGCGGACUGCACUCGGGGCGCGCCGCCAUCUCCAACUACGAGUACUACACGGCCUCGGCUCGGUCGCGCCCCAGCCUGGCGCUGCUGUACCGCGGCUCCCUGGCCGUCGACACCUUCUUCUUCGUGGCGGGCCUCAUGCUGGCCGUGGCGCCCGGGCGCGUCUCCCUCGGCACGGCCUUCGCCGCCAGGGCUACCAGAGUGAUGUCAAUUUACGUCAUCGUGCUGCUCUUCUUCGUGACCGCCCUGCCCGAGAUGACCACGGGGCCGCUGUGGACGGAGGUGGCCCAGCCCAUGUCCGACUCGUGCAAGAGCUACUGGUGGGCCAACCUGCUGCUCGUCGGCAACUACGUCAACGGCGGCACGCAGGACACCACCGGGUGCAUGGGGCACUCCUGGUCGCUGUACGUGGACAUGCACAUGUUCGUGGUGGGCGUGCUGCUGCUGCGCUGGCUGCCUGCCGGUCUGUCCGGGCUGGCCGUCCUGGCGGGGCUGUCGGCACUCUCGCCACUGCCGCUGUUCCUGGGCACCUGGCUGGGGGACUGGCCCGCCACGGUGACGUGGUCGCUGCGGACGAUCCAGGGCAUGCACGGCGUGCAGCACAUCCACGACGCCUACAUGCCGACGCACAUGCGGACGCCGCCGUACUUCGUGGGGCUGCUGGCGGGCCGCGGGCUGCUGGAGCUGAAGGCGCGCGGGUUCCGGCCGGGCCGUGGCGCCACACUGGUGUGCACGGCGCUGGGGCUGGCCGCCAUGCUGGCCGUGAUGUGCGGCAGCGCGCCCUUCGCCGCCCCCGACGCGGACUUCUCGGCCGCCAGCAAGGCGCUGUACGCCGCCGGGGCGCCCCUGGCCUGGUCCCUGGCGCUGGCCGUCGUGGUCGUCGUCACCGUCCUCGGCGAGCGAACGCUGGUGCACUCGCUGCUGAGCUGGCAGCCGCUGGUGACGCUCAGCCGCCUCACCUUCGCCGUGUACAUCGUGUCCUACCCGAUGCAGGCCCUGUUCAUGGCCGCCAAGCAGGACUCCGUCUACCUCACGCCCUUCAACGUGAUCCGUGACAGCCUCAGCGACUUGGUGCUGUCCUUCGCCAUCAGCUUCUGGCUGACCAUCGUGGCCGAGGCGCCCGCCCGCGAGCUGACCAACAAGUUCCUGUUCGGCAACAGGAACGCGACGCCCAAAGCCAAGAAGGCGGAGAGUGAGAAGGAGGAUUGAGGUGUCAAACACACAACUCGACUUCGAAUUUCUAAAAUUAUAUUUUGUAAUAUAUGUACACUUAAUUAAUUUAUAAAUUAUAUGAAC
This is a messenger RNA of Thrips palmi, 2235 nucleotides long. RefSeq names its product nose resistant to fluoxetine protein 6-like. NCBI's taxonomy places the organism in Eukaryota, Metazoa, Arthropoda, Insecta, Thysanoptera, Thripidae. Bases 193 to 2148 code for a protein of 651 amino acids. Gene Ontology annotation, molecular function: acyltransferase activity, transferring groups other than amino-acyl groups. The record is from RefSeq and is a predicted model, not a curated record. The transcript has 13 exons.